Molecule: messenger RNA, 693 nt
Organism: Aspergillus viridinutans
Lineage: Eukaryota; Fungi; Ascomycota; Eurotiomycetes; Eurotiales; Aspergillaceae
Exons: 1
Coding region: 1-693 (230 amino acids)
Source: RefSeq, a predicted model, not a curated record
AUGGAAAAUCACACUCGGCCACCGGCUCAAUUCCCUCCCGUGCAGAGACUGUCUCCACGCCUCCCGGACAGGAGCCCCACGCUCACCCCGGCCGACCGAAUCGAGCGGGAUCUCCACGAAGAUGGCCUUCGCGACUGGGGCUUUGUUAUUUACCGGUGUACCUACCAGAGCAAUACAGCCUGGGUCGAGUUUAUGCGUCGGCUACUCGCCAAUACCAAGGACACGCUGGAAAGUUGGGGGGACCUCGAUUUACUUGAUAAUCUAGCCCUGACCGUGAUUGAAGACUCGAGAAGCUUGGACGGGGCUACUACGGCUGUGAUUCGACAGCAUUUUCGGCAGUGGGUGGCGACCGCAGUGCAAGAAGCACCGGAUGCUACUAGCCCGCGGCUGCAGUUGUCGCAACGAUACAAUUUCUGUCUGCAGAUUACGCAGGAUGUCUUGGACUCUGUCCUCACCGAUGAAGAGGAGGGGGGGUUUGUGCGACUUAUUCGAAGGGACUGGAAGGAGUAUGACCCGUUCUAUGAAGGGGAAAGGCUUGAGGACGAGGAAGAGGCGAUUGAAGGGUGUACUUUGGAAGACGUGGGGUGGAUGAAGGUCCCGUUCGAUGGUGUGAUGGUUGUUCCUUGGUAUUACUUGCGUGGAGCGGGUUGGGAGCACGAGUAUCGUCGUCCGCCCGAGAUUGCUCCUUUCUGA